Molecule: messenger RNA, 3861 nt
Organism: Osmerus eperlanus (European smelt)
Lineage: Eukaryota; Metazoa; Chordata; Actinopteri; Osmeriformes; Osmeridae
Gene: polg
Product: polymerase (DNA directed), gamma
Exons: 22
Coding region: 188-3787 (1199 amino acids)
Biological process (GO): mitochondrial DNA replication
Cellular component (GO): mitochondrion; gamma DNA polymerase complex
Molecular function (GO): DNA binding; DNA-directed DNA polymerase activity; 3'-5' exonuclease activity
Source: RefSeq, a predicted model, not a curated record
UAAGCGUUGUUUACAUGUGUCACAUUGUAGCGACAGAAGCUUGGUGUAGUCCUGUAUAAUCACAUGGACUUUUAUUAUAAUUUACCAUCUCCUCUUCAUUAAUCUCUGCAAUGCAUCUCAUUGUUUCCCAGUUUGCAUCAUGCCUCUUCUGACCAAGUCCAAGGGAAGACGCAGGUGAGCAGACCCAAUGCUGCGUCUGAUACACCGCCCCCUGUGGAGCCCUGUCUGCCCCGUUCCUCCAGGCCCAUGGCUGGCUCUCCUCUGCUCCUACUCCAGCCCUCCCAGCGCCCUCAAGGGCCAGGCCUCCACGGAAACCCGCCUCAACCCCCUCAACAUCCAGAUGCUGUCCCGGAACCUGCAGGAGCAGAUUUUCCGCGGGGCCCAGCAGAAGUAUGGGGAGGAGGAGGUGCAGAAGAGCAUUAGGCACCUCCAGCGACAUCAACUGUGGGGGAAGGAGACUUCGCUGCUGCCCGACGUGGAGCUGAGCCUCCCUCACAUGUAUGGAGAGGACAUUGACGGACACUUCCGCGUGCUGGCCCAGAAGCAGAGCCUGCCCUACCUGGAGGCUGCCAGCCUGCUCCAGCAGGGGGAACUGCCUCCCAUGCCCCAGAGCUGGGCCUGGCAGCUGGGCUGGACACGCUACGGGCCAGGUGGGGAGGCCCAGAGGGUGGACUUUCCUGAGGAACCUGGCCUGGUGUUUGAUGUGGAGGUGUGCAUGGCAGAGGGGAACUGCCCAACACUGGCCGUCGCUGUUUCACCCACUGCCUGGUACUCGUGGUGCAGUAAGCGUCUGGUAGAGGAAAGGUACUCAUGGUCCAGCCAGCUGACCCCCAGUGACCUCAUCCCCCUGGAGACCCCAGCCAACAGCGUACGCCCCCCGGGCGGGCAGUGGAAGGAGAGGCUAGUCGUCGGUCACAACGUCAGCUUUGACCGGGCACACAUCAAGGAGCAGUACCUGCUGAAGGGUUCUAAGACUCGUUUCCUGGACACCAUGAGUCUCCACAUGGCCAUCUCUGGCCUGACGGGCUUUCAGCGGAUGCUUUGGAUGGCCAGCAAGAAGGGCAAGAGGCGGGGUCUCCAGGAGGUCAAAGAGCACAUUAAGAAAGUGGGCCGUAGCAAGGAGGGUCCCAUGAUCGGCUCGUGGGACUGGGUGAACAUCAGCAGCAUCAACAACCUGGGGGACGUGCAUGCCCUUUAUGUGGGCGGGGCCCCGCUGCAGAAGGAGGCGAGGGAGAUCUUUGUCAAGGGCAGCAUGGCCGACGUCAGGAGCAACUUCCAGGAGCUGAUGCAGUACUGCGCUCUGGAUGUGGAGGCCACUCACCAAGUCUUCUCAGAGCAACUUCCAUUGUUUAUGGAGAGGUGCCCCCACCCUGUGACAUUUGCGGGCAUGCUGGAGAUGGGCGUGAGCUACUUGCCUGUCAAUCAAAACUGGGGGCGCUACCUGGAGGACUCCCAGGACACGUAUGAGGAGCUGCAGAGAGAGAUGAAGAAGUCCCUGAUGAGGCUGGCAGACGAUGCCUGUCAACUACUGCAGGAUGACAGGUACCAGCAGGACCCCUGGUUGUGGGACCUGGAGUGGGACACCCAGGAGUUCAAGCAGAAGAAGGUGACAUUGAGCAAGAAGAGGCGGUCUGAGAUCGAGGCAGCACCCAGAACCCCGCUGACCGACUGGGAGGAGGACCCAGGGCCCCCACCGGAGGAGGAGCUACUGGUGCCCCACCCCGGCAGAGAGGCUCUGGAGAGGCUGAAGGACACCGUGAGCAGGCUCCCCAAGAGGAGACAGCACCUGCCCGGGCAUCCAGGGUGGUACCGUAAGCUGUGUGCGCGGCUGAGCGAGGAGGAGAGCUGGUCUCCCGGAGCCGCUCUCCUGAGCCUCCAGAUGAGGGUGACUCCCAAGCUGAUGGGCCUGACGUGGGACGGCUACCCCCUGCACCACGCGGAGCAGCACGGCUGGGGCUACCUGGUCCCGGGGCGCAGGGACAACCUCGAGCCACCGGAGGACGCCACAGGCCCCGUCUGCCCACACCGGGCCAUCGAGAGUGUGUACAGGGAGCACUGUGACCAGAGGAGGACGGAGCAGCCUGACUGUCAGGACAGCGGCCCCUCAGACGACCUCAUGUUGACGGACACUGCAGUUUGGCAGACGGUGGAGGAGUUGAGCCGCCUGGAGAGCCCACCAGAUGAAGAGAACGGGGCGAGAGAGAUGAGCGCCAAGAAAAGAAAGGGACGCCAAGAUCUGAACUCGCACACACCAGGAGAGAGUCACUGCCCGUAUCACCAUGGAAACGGUCCCCGCAACGACGUGGACAUCCCAGGCUGCUGGUUUUUCAAGUUGCCUCACAAGGACGGGAAUGACAACAACGUGGGCAGCCCCUUCUCCAAAGACUUCCUGUCCAAGAUGGAGGACGGCACUCUGAGGGCGGGCCGGGGCGGCACCAACGCCACGCGCGCUCUGGAGAUCAACAAGAUGAUCUCUUUCUGGAGGAACGCCCACAAGCGCAUCAGCUCCCAGAGGGUGGUUUGGCUGAGGAAGGGAGAGCUGCCUCGAACCGUCAGCAGGCACAAGGACUAUGACGAGGAGGCGCAGUAUGGUGCCAUCUUACCCCAGGUCGUCACCGCGGGAACGGUGACGAGGAGGGCAGUGGAACCGACGUGGCUGACCGCCAGUAAUGCUCGGAGGGACCGAGUGGGCAGUGAGCUGAAGGCCCUGGUCCAGGUGCCCCCUGGGUACCACCUGGUGGGAGCGGACGUGGACUCCCAGGAGCUGUGGAUCGCCGCCGUGCUGGGGGAGGCUCACUUCGGUGGCAUGCACGGCUGCACGGCCUUCGGCUGGAUGACGCUGCAGGGGAAGAAGAGCCAAGGCACCGACCUCCACAGCCGCACGGCCGACACGGUGGGCAUCAGCCGCGAGCACGCCAAGGUCUUCAACUACGGACGCAUCUACGGCGCCGGCCAGCCGUUCGCCGAGCGCCUGCUCACGCAGUUCAACCACCGGCUCAGCCAGGAGGAGGCCGCCGGCAAGGCGCGGCAGAUGUACGCCCUGACCAAGGGCGUCCGGCGCUACCACCUGUCGGAGGAGGGGGAGUGGCUGAUGGCGGAGCUGGGCGUGGAGGUGGAGAGGGAGGAGGAUGGGAGCGUGUCCCUGCAGGAGCUGCGCCGGAUCAGCCGGCUGGCCGCCCAGAGCUCUCGGAGGAGGAAGUGGGAUAUGGUGGGCCAGCGCGUGUGGGCCGGAGGGACAGAGUCGGAGAUGUUCAACAAGCUGGAGAGCAUCGCCCACUCCCCUCAGCCGGCCACACCGGUCCUGGGGUGCCGGAUCAGCCGGGCUCUGGAGCCCCAGGCCGUCAGGGACGAGUUCAUCACCAGCAGGGUGAACUGGGUGGUGCAGAGCUCGGCGGUGGACUACCUCCACCUGAUGCUGGUGGCCAUGCGCUGGCUGAUGGAGGAGCACCACAUCGACGGCCGCUUCUGCAUCAGCAUCCACGACGAGGUCCGCUACCUGGUGCGCAGCCAGGACCGCUACCAGGCCGCUCUGGCGCUGCAGAUCACCAACCUGCUCACACGGUGCAUGUUUGCCCAUGCCCUGGGCAUGCAGGACCUGCCGCAGUCCGUGGCGUUCUUCAGCGCGGUGGACGUGGACCAGUGUCUGAGGAAGGAGGUGACCAUGGACUGUGUGACGCCCUCCAACCCCACGGGCCUGGAGCGCAGAUACGGCCUGCCCCAGGGUGAGGCGUUGGAUAUCUAUCAGAUACUGGACAUCACUAAAGGCUCUCUGGACAAAACAACAUGACAGUCUGCUUCCUGUGGAGUGGUGCAGUGUGGGAAACCAUGGUCCUCCACGGCCGAGCGCACUUCCAUCACUUC